CUUGGUAAGUUGCUUAUUAUUAUUAUUUUUUUUUGGGUAAAAAGAAAAAUUCUUCUGUGGUUCUGAUGCAAUUCAAAAGAGAGAGAACAGAGAGCGGACCGGUUCUAUGACUUGGGUUUCUAUUAUCUGUUAAUUUCUGUUGGAUGGUGUGGAGAUCGAGAACUGAAUUUCGUUUGCCUUCCUUCUGCAGAUCCCUGUUUCGUAUCUGUAAACUGCUUGAUGAAAUGCUUCUUCCAAUCUUUGUUGAGUGUUCCUGGUGAAGUUUAGCUCCUAAGUACGGCUAUGGAGAGUCCUUGCAGAACAACAAACAACGGUGAGGUGGCUGAUCCAUGCCUUCAGAUUAUUAGAUACUCUCCUUACCAACCCUGCGCCAAGCUACCAUCACCCUGGUUUGAUUUGAGAGUGUUCUAUGUGAGGGUCAGCAAUGUCAAGGUAGAUGAUUCUACUCCUGAGUUCCUCACUCUCAGUCAUAUUCCUCUUAGCCCUGACACCCUUUUGGAAGUUAAUGGUGUUAGAAGUAGCAUUUACUCCGAUGGGGUUUCCUCGCUUCUUCGGAGGGAUCGAGCAGAUAAGCAAUCAGAAGAAGCAACAUUUGUAAGCACAGACAGUAUUAGAUUAACAGGGAGUGUGAAAUUUGAGGUUUAUGAUAAGGACGAUGUUAUUCUUUCUGGGUUUUUGGAGAUGUCCAAUAGUAAAGGUUUAACGGGAGAAUCUAAGAACAAUAUGAAACGAUGGAAUAUGAAUUGUGAAUCGGAGAUCACGGCUGGGACUGGAUUCUUGAAGGGAAAACAAAUUACAAGCUCUGAAUUAACAUUACCAACAAUCGAAGUGUAUUAUGAUCUGCAGCCAGCCGAAUACACAAACUACAAGCAAGAAAAUGAUGAAGAUUACAGCAACAUGUACUGGAGGAGAACUGAAUACAUAGAUGGCGAAGAUGGUGAGCUAUCGUGGUUCAAUGCGGGUGUGAGGGUUGGUGUAGGGAUAGGCCUCGGAAUCUGUCUUGGAGUUGGGAUCGGGGUUGGCAUACUGGUUCGCACUUACCAAGCAACAACGAGGAACUUCAAAAGGCGGCUGAUAUGAGUUGUUUUCGUGGCUGUGAAUUGUCUAAGCAUAAAGGUGAAAGGCAGUGAAUUUGAUCUGGUCUACAAGAUGGAUAUGUAUAUAUGACUGCAGAUUUUGAGGGUAUAGAUGUGUGUUUAGCUAACAGAAA
Molecule: messenger RNA, 1210 nt
Organism: Carica papaya (papaya)
Lineage: Eukaryota; Viridiplantae; Streptophyta; Magnoliopsida; Brassicales; Caricaceae
Source: RefSeq, a predicted model, not a curated record